Messenger RNA from Ectocarpus siliculosus, 4280 nucleotides. NCBI's taxonomy places the organism in Eukaryota, Phaeophyceae, Ectocarpales, Ectocarpaceae. The record is from the annotation of a GenBank genome assembly.
AUGGGGAAGCAGCAGCCCGUGCAGCAAGCGCAGCUUCCGGGCGACCUGGAGAAGCACGGCGACGGAAGAAUGGGCGAUUCGACUGCUUCCGAGAGCAAGGGCAGCAGACGAUCGGCCAGACAAGCUUUCGAGGACUGCCCGCUCAUCGAGAUCGUACAUUUCCAUGAGUGCUUGCGCGGGGAGCUGCGUUCCCUCCGAACAAACGUCCAGACCCUGUGCCGCCAGAUGCGAGACCUCCACCACAAAACGCCGUCCGCCGUGGCAGCAGCGCCUUCGCCACGGCAGCAGCACCACCACCACCACGACGGGGACCAAGCCGCAACGGCGCCGAUGACGCUUGAGCUAGAGGGCGACGACGCUGAUCGGACCGAGAAAACGGUACCGGCGGCGGCGGCGGCGGCAGCGGCAGCAGUGGCGGCGGCCCCGUCCACCGCCAACGACGCCUCAACAACAACACCAGGGCCGAUGUCGCCUUCUUCCUCUGCCGCAGCGGGGCCGACGGCGGAGUCGCUUCCGGCGCAGCACCUGGAGCUGGAGGUGCGGGUGCAGAGCCAGUUUCAGCUCCUGUGGGCCGUGUUCCAGAGCCACUCCACGGCGGAGGACGAGGUUAUCUGGCCCGCGCUUAAGGAGAAGGCCCGCUCCAGCGGUGGAAAGCUGAAGCUGGUGAACCACGGUGAUGGUUCCGACACACCAACAGCAGCACCACCACCACCACCACCACCACCAGCCGCAGCUACAGCAGCUGCGGAGGACAUCCCGUCCAACGGCACGGGGGCCGCAAGAAACGAAGGCAAAACCUCGAAAGACGAGCAGCAGGAUGACCCUUCUCGCGUGAAGGGAGAGGCCACCGCAACCGAUGGCGCUAGACGGGCGGAGCAGCGAGAGGUUGUCGCUGGUGGUAGUGGUGUGGAGGGAGGGCGAGGGGGGGGACAGGACGGGGAUGGGGGGCAGUUCGGGGAAGCGAUGAUCGACGAGGCCGAGUACACGGAAGAGCAUCACGAGGAGCAGCUGCUGUUCGAGGGAAUGCAAGAAGUGCUCACGGGUCUGCGAAACACGCGGCACAGCAGCGUCACCGAGCGGCUGGAGGUCGUAAACGGCCUCGGCAAGAAGGCCGACGAGAUGUGCAGGCACCUCAUGACCCACCUCGACAAGGAGGAAGAGAGCGCCCUCCCCCUGAUCAAGCACUACUUCACCGGGCCGGAGAUGGGGGCCCUGGUCGGGAAGAUUAUGGGCAAGCGUCCCACCGAGCUGAUGCAGACGAUAUUAUCGAUGAUGAUCAACAACCUUCCCGAAGAGGAGGUGCGUACGGUGAUGGGCUACAUGAAGCACGCCGUGAAGGACACGUACUUCGAGAAGUGGUUGGCUUCGGGGGGGUUCCAGUGGCCGACGAACAGCGCGCCCAGCAACAGCAACAGCAGCCACAGCUUGAAGAACAGCGUGACCAAGAUGGCGGGAGGAGGAACGGUCACCAAGAGAAUCGGAGGCGGUGGCGCCGCGUGGGCCGGAGCGGGGGGGGUUGUCCAGGGCAUCGGUUACGCCGCCACCGGUGCUAGCACUACCUCUUCCAGCGGCGUCGGCGGCAGCUGCGGCCACAGCCCGUUCCACCAGGCGGCCUCGCGCUCUUCAGGCGCCCUAUCGGCGGACAGUAGUGCCUCCGGCUUCGCCGCGAUGCCGGCACCGACAGCAGCAGCAUCGGCGCCCGGAGCUGAGGAGAGGCGCGGGGGCGGGGGCAUCAAGCGCCAGGGGGGGCCGCUGGGAGAGGCGGCAGCGGGGGUGGGUGGGGGCGCCCGGGGGCUCGACGGGUGUUGCUCUCUGGAUCGGGAGUUCGAGGGGUUGAGUCUCCGCGGCGGAAGACGUGGCAGGGACUCGCCGCCGGGCAGCGCCGCCUCCGGUGCGGCGGCUGUCGAUGGAGGGUCCAGAGGCUGCGAUAGUGAUCGGCAGCAAGCAAUGGCGGCGGGGGGAGGGCGCGUUAGCGGGGCGGAGUUGAGCCUAGGUCCCGGUGACGGAGAGGAGCGCCGCGAUAAGUCGUGCAGCGUGUGCAGCUACAUCGGCCGCUGCCCGGUGAACGAGCCGCUGACCCAGAUGGAGUUCGAGUCGGCGGUAAAGCGGUUGGCGCACGUGAGCGACCUUAGCACGGAGCGCAAGAGCGGUUUGGUGCAGAUGAUGCGCAACCACAUGUACCAGGGCCGGAAGCGCCCCCGGCCGGCGAGCAACACCGCCUCCUCCUCCUCCUCCUCCCCCUCUGCGCGGCCGCCGUUCGCCACCGGCGGAGCAUGGCCGCCGCCGGCCGGGGAGGGGGGGGCGGCCGGCAGGCCCGAGGUGGCCUUGGUAGCGCCGGCAAGGUACUACACGUCCACCCAGCCGGACAUCGAGGACAGCGGCGGCGCCGCGGAUGGGACGUCGGUCCUGCCCCCCACCCUCUUCACCCCGGAGGAGCUAGCUCCGACGUAUCACUGCGGCGCCCCCGCGGGCGGCGGGGCUCCCGGCGACGGGGCGGAUGCUAAGCUGGGCGGGGAAGGCGGCGGGCCCGGUGGCGCGGAGGUGGCGGUGCUCGGGUGCCCGCACUACCGUCGGGCGUGCAAGAUCCGCGCCCCUUGCUGCCAGAAGCUGUUCACGUGCCGGCUCUGCCACGACCAGGUGUCGGACCACAAGAUGGAUCGGGAGGAGGUGACGGAGAUGCUGUGCAUGCGGUGCGAGACCCUGCAGCCGAUCAACAGUGAGUGCCGGAAUCCCAGCUGUCGUCCAGCUGCCGCGGAGGGGAAGCCUCCUUGUACUGGGAGGAAGAUGGCCAGGUACUACUGCGGCAUCUGCCACCUGUUCGACGAUGCCCCUGAGAAGGACAUUUACCACUGCCCCUACUGCAACGUGUGCCGACUUGGGAAAGGGCUGGGAGUGGACUACUAUCACUGCAUGACCUGCAACGCGUGCGUCUCGAUGAACGCGCCGAGCCACACCUGCCUGAGCAAGAGCCUGGAGAGCGAUUGCCCCAUCUGCAACAACAGCCUCUUCACCUCCACCAGCCAGGUCAAGGGCCUCCGGUGCGGACACUUCAUGCACCUCGCGUGCUACAAGGAGUACAUCGGGAGGGCGGAGUCGAGAGAGUUCUGGUAUCGCUGUCCGAUCUGCCGCAAGAGCAUGGAGGACAUGCGCGAGUACUUCUCGCAGAUGGACGCGGUUGUCGCCAGUCAACCAAUGCCCGAGGCGUACGCCGGGUGGAAGACGAAGGUACUCUGCCACGACUGCGAGCGCUACACGGAGGUGCCCUACCACUUCUACUACCUCAAGUGCGGAGCUUGUGGAUCAUACAACACAAGGGCGGAGGAGACGAUGCCUCGCGUGGGAGCGGCCGUAGGGGACCUUCCCCGCCCAACCAUGCUUCCACCCCCUCCCUUCUCGGCCCCGGUGCCGACAAGCUCGGAAAUCGACGGCCAAAACGCUCCUCCCAGGCCUUGAUGGACAUGAAGAGGGAUGCAUGAAGGGGGGGGGGGGGGGGGGGGUUGCGGAAGCGCUUCGAAGGGCCACGUAGAGGCGGGAGAGGAGGGGCACAGAGGCGGGGGUGGUGGGGUCAACGCGAGGGUCACGCCACGAUGCCACGUCGGUGAAGAGUUGUUGGCGACGUGGUUGGUAACGAACCCGGCAAGAAAUGGCAAUCCCCCCCCCGUUACCAGGCUAGCGCAUGGCAGUCAUUCGGGUGACAAGAGCUGCUCUGUGCCGUCGUGACAAAAGCCGGGUCAGUGUUGAUUUGAGAAGUGUUGAUUGUCGGUUGGGAUUUUCGUAUCAUGGCGAGGACCGUCUGCUGGCGUCCGCGGGACCGAGGUCGUAUCCCCCGGCUCGAGGAUCAAUGAGUAGGCCGUGAUGUGGCUCGAGGUAAACGUGCAGUCUGUGGCGUGGAGUCGCCGCUACAGCGAGCAGCGUUGCACAACAGCAAAGGCAACAUCCCAGGGGUGCGGAGUGUCUUGGCCCCUCUCAUUUUCUUCGUUUUCGUUGUUGGUUUGUUGUGAGAAUUUUGUGCGGGCGAAGGAAGUCGAAUUGGUCGCGCCGCGGCGGGGGGUAGGAGCGUGCGCCUGGGCGUCUGCCUGGGCCCGGGCAUGGUUCUCGGACUCUCUCUCUCUAUCCUCUCUCGGCCUGUGGCAGCGUGCAUUGCUGUGGCUGUGUGUACAGACUUGCGACGCGUUCCGCGUAUCAUCGCGGUACGGCACGUCGACUGGCUUUUAUAUGUGUUUGGCGUCCACCACUGUUCCUUGGGGAUUUCGAGCCCGCGGUUCCGGGCGAAGCUUGUG